This is a messenger RNA of Prorocentrum cordatum, 378 nucleotides long. NCBI's taxonomy places the organism in Eukaryota, Dinophyceae, Prorocentrales, Prorocentraceae. The record is from the annotation of a GenBank genome assembly.
AUGGGCCAAAGCGCCUGCGCCCAGUGCCAGCAGGACGCCGCCACGGAGGCCGCCGCGGGUGGCAGCGAGGACCUGGUGAGCGUCCUGGAUGACCUGGCACGAGCUCCCGGCUCCCUGCCGGUGGUGGGCAUGGUGGCGAAGGCCAUCAAGGACAGCCUGCGCGUCCACGCCGGCCAGCAGGAGGCCUUGCAGAGGCUGGAGCUCCUGGGCGCCCUGGCCGCGUCGCUGGCGCCCCGCGCCUCGGACGAGGCGAGCCGAGCCCUCGUGCGCGACGCGCUCUCGGAGGUGGCGGACGUCCUGGGCGACCUGCGGCUCCGGGGGCAGGCCGCCGACGGUGAGAGCCCAGAGGCGGCUGCCGAGGAGCUCGCUCCGGAGCAG